CCAGUUAUGUAUUUCCCGAGGACCUGCCCUACUCAAGCACUGCCUCAGCUGCUUUCUGCAGACACACCCGGCCACAUCUCAUGACACUGCAGGAAGACCCCACACAGGACGGGCGAGGGCGUCGCCGUAUGGGCACGGUGACCUGUCUGUGGGGGUGCAGCUUUGGGGGCAGGUCUGGCACAGGGGCCCCAGAGCUGCGUCGCUGACCAGGGGGCAAUCACGGCCUCUCCCAAACACUCCCACACCUUCCCAGGCAGUGUGCACAGCGGCCUUGCUCACCCAGGUGACGGACUGGGUAAAGGAGUGUGCAUGUCCGCAUGCAAACUCACGGCCAUACAUUAAAAAUCAGCUCAAAGAGUCAUUCCCUUGAGGAGCAACACAAUACAGUUCCCCCCCACCCGUCCAUGAACUUCCCCCCGGUGUGACGGCGGUUCCAGGGAGUCACACGGUUAUUUUGUAACCAUCAGGGCAUACGUGGUUAAUCAUUUGCAUUUGGUCAAAUAGGCGUUGCUUUGGAAGUAGGAAGUGGAAAUUCAGCAGCUUGCUUUUUGGCCAGUGCUGGCCUGUCACUGCCUUUUUUCUCAGUGGUUAUUAACAUUUCAUCCUGAGAGAAGCGCAUUGGUGAUGUGGGCACCUGGAGCAUCUCUGAGGACAGUGCAACCAGACAACCCACUCCGGGCCUCAGCGCUUCUCACGGUGCAAAUCCCUGAAGUAUAUUGUAAACGACUUGCAGACUCGGACUAUACAUAAUAAGUAUUCUGGACACAUGGCACUUCUGUAGAUUUUGAUUCACUUCUGUCCUGUUGCCUCUGCUGGUGAGCCAGAGGGCUUGAGCAUCCAGCCCUUCUGCACCAGGCCUGUGUUUUCUGCCCCAGUCAAGCACCACAAUGAGUGCGGACGCAGUGAACUCCACCGCUGUCUUUGAUUUAAAUGAGGAUUAUUUUGGGUUGACUAAUACUUCUGACUAUUCAGUUGAAGAUGACACAUUACUCUGCUCCUUGCAGGAGGUCAGGCAGUUCUCUGGGCUAUUCGUGCCCAUUGCCUACUCUGUGAUAUGUGUCUUUGGCCUCCUGGGCAAUAUCUUAGUGGUGGUAACCUUUGCUUUUUAUAAGAAAGCCAAGUCCAUGACAGACGUCUACCUCUUGAACAUGGCCAUCGCAGACAUACUGUUUGUCCUCACGCUCCCGUUCUGGGCUGUUAACCAUGCUGUUGGUGAGUGGGUUUUCAACAAUGCCAUGUGCAAGCUGAUCGCGGGCAUCUACGCCGUCAACUUCAACUGCGGGAUGCUGCUCCUGGCCUGCAUCAGCAUGGACCGCUACAUCGCCAUCGUGCAGGCCACCACGUCCUUCAGGCUGCGCUCCAGGACACUCGCGCACCAUAAAACCAUCUGUUCCGCAGUGUGGGUGGUGUCCAUCCUGAUCUCCAGCUCAACCUUCACGUUCAACCAGAAAUACAACGUGCAGGGCCGCGACGUGUGUGAGCCCAGGUACCACAGGGUCUCGGAGCCUGUCAGGUGGAAGCUGCUCAUGCUGGGGCUGCAGCUCCUCUUCGGUUUCUUCAUCCCACUGGUGUUUAUGGUGUUUUGCUACGUGUUCAUUGUCAAGACCUUGUUGCGAGCUCAGAACUCCAAAAGGCACAAGGCCAUCCGUGUGAUCAUAGCCGUGAUCCUCGUCUUCAUGGCUUGCCAGGUCCCGCAUAACAUGGUGCUCCUCGUGACUGCUGCAAACCUGGGCAGAAUGACCCGCUCCUGCCACAGCGAGAAGCUCAUUGGCUACACCAGGAAUGUCACCGAGGUCCUGGCUUUCCUGCACUGCUGCCUCAACCCCGUGCUCUAUGCGUUCAUCGGUCAGAAGUUUAGAAACUACUUUCUGAAGGUCAUGAAGGACCUGUGGUGUGUGGGAAGGAAGCAGAAGUCACCGGGCUUCGCCUGCUCCAGGCUGCACUCUGAAACCUUCAUCUCCAGGCAGAACAGCGAGGCCGUGGACAAUGAAAACGCUUCAUCCUUCACUAUGUGAUGCCCUGAGCAUGUGCCGUGGGUGUGCUAGCAGGCGGGAACAUGGGAACCGGACAAGCUGCCUUCUGUGUGAGGCCAGGACUGCACCAUCUCCCCACGGGGUGCAGUGUGUACCCCAGUCGCCUGGCCAGGAAUGCUGUGACUCUGAAGUAGUUUACAGCUGGCUUUUCACAGAACAGGCUUUGGGGAAGGCUGAAUUAAAGCAGAUUGCUUACAGACAUGAAAAAUUUCAGAGACAGUCAUGAAGCCACCCUUGACUGCAAUUUCUCUGGGUUGUAGCAAAAAAAAAAAAAAAUCACGUGGUCUGAAAAAAAAAAACAGAAAAAAAGAAAGACCAAAUAAAAGCCCUUGCAUGACUCCUAUUAGGCAAAAGGUUAAACAUCUUAUCCAUUGGAAUGUUCACUCUUGACAAUCACAGGCAGCAGGAUGGACUGGCUUGAGUUCUAUCUCCUUUCCCGUUGGUGCCCUCAGCAAGAGUGAGACUGUAAAAAGGCAGAAGGAAAAGCACAGGAGUUCACGAGCUGGGAAAGCGUGUGGGGAGACAGUGAGGUGGCUGGACAGCUACUAGGGGCAAUUGUCACCAAGGGCAAGGCGACAUCAGGAAGGUGUCCAUUUGCUCUUUUUCCCAGAGAAAGUGGUCUCUGUGAUAGGUCAUGCUUCUCCAGAAACCCAUCAGACCUGGAUGCGUGGGGCUUAUAGAAGGGGCUUAAUAAAUACUUGUUUAGCAAAGUGUACUCAGUAGGAAGCUAUAGAGCAGCUUAAAGUGUAAAAAAUUUCUUUCUUUAAGUAGACAGCUUUUUAAAAAAGAAAAAGGAAACUUCACUGAGACCAUGUGGAAGGAGCUUCCAUUGCCAUAGGGGAGCUGAAGGUGUGGACAGGACUGUGGUCAUCACCAGCCUCAAACUAGCUGGCCGACAGUGGCUACCAUGUUGGCGUCUGCUGCUGGUUUGAAUACCAAAAGUCUGAGGUUAGCUAUGGAAUCUGAUUUUAACAACUCUCUUCAACUUCGUAGAAAGUUCACAGGACUCACGUUUUGAAAGUGCUGUGUAAAUGUAUGAAUACAAGUGGAAAAAUACCAAUACGUAUUACAAAAACACAAACGCAUAUUAGAAAUGUACCAAAGAUAUGUUUUUGCAAAGAUUACAAAGAUACUGACGAGUAACCUUGACAAAUGUGUUAUUUGAAACUUUCUAUCAUUAUUGUAAACUUUAACUGCAUUUCAAUAUGAAAUUCAAAGUCAUAUUUUAGGAUUCAAAAUCUGUAUUUUUAAAACAUGGCUUGGCUUUGCAAAAUAAAACAGUUCUGUGUGUGAAGUA
Messenger RNA from Manis javanica (Malayan pangolin), 3330 nucleotides. Lineage: Eukaryota; Metazoa; Chordata; Mammalia; Pholidota; Manidae. The record is from RefSeq and is a predicted model, not a curated record.